GUAGAUUAUAACACUUGUGUGCAUAUGCAUUGGUUGCAUAUCUAAAGUUUCAUUUGCUGUUUUGUCAAGCGUCGCUUGAUGUAGGAAGUAAGCUCCGUAUAUAUUUGCGCUGAAAAACAGUUUAUUAAUAUUUUGAACUUCUCUUGAUAACUAGCUUAACAAGAUGGCGACAUAUUGGUGUAUUUGUGUUGCGAUUCUAGGCUGUUUGGACAUUUCCAGUGCUAUUGACAUGUAUGGGUUGAGCUAUAACUACUUUGACGAAAUGGCACAAAACUAUUGCGCUGCAAAGGGUGAGGGUUGGGUGCUCAGUAUUAGGCGGGAUUGUUUUGGCUUGGCUCCAACAUGCAACGACAUCUGUACGUCAGCAAAGAUCGACAUCCUAAACGCUAUCGAUAAUCAAGCAACUGAAGUUGCGUGUUUUGAUGGAAUCUUCAUCAAGAAAGGUCAUAAACAACUCCUGCCUAACCCAUACCAAUCGCAGCCGGAUGCGGAAAAGGCUAGUCUGGUCUUCUAUGGUUAUGGUUCCGGCGGAUGUACCUGGGCCCCUAAUCACUGUGGACCAAACUAUUGCUGUUGCACAGCGUUUAAGUAGACCCUAAGAAAAAUAGGCAAAGUUGUCGGAGACGAGACUAUAAUUUAAAUAAACGUUUUUUUUAGUUGUAUAUAUUUUUUGUAUCGUCAUUAUGUGUGGGAAGUCGAGGGCACCCCCCACCAC
Messenger RNA from Dreissena polymorpha, 715 nucleotides. RefSeq lists its product as uncharacterized. The transcript is spliced from 3 exons. The record is from RefSeq and is a predicted model, not a curated record. Lineage: Eukaryota; Metazoa; Mollusca; Bivalvia; Myida; Dreissenidae. The coding region runs from base 164 to 592 and encodes 142 amino acids.